AUCGCCGAGCCUAACGUUCUAGUUCUCCUUGACCUCGUUGCUCCUCGUCGACCAAUAAGUCGCCGAGCGUUUCGCGAUCGACGAGAAAGUAACGCGUUCCCGGCGACGGCCGCAUUGCUGCGUACUAGUCGGAUAGGAGAUCAGGAGGCCGGCAUUAUGUCAAGUACUAGUAGGAGUCGCACCAGCCAUGACCACGGUCGUUACGACGACGCUGAGUGCGACACUGCGUGCGACUCUGUGUGCGACGCUGCGUGCGACGAUGCGUGCGUCAAGCCACCGCCAGUGCCAAGCGCUUUUUCCCUCGCCGCGUUCCCCUCUGCCAGGUCAAGCUGUGAUUUACCGCACAAGUCGCUGCGAGUGCUCGAUUAAAAAUCGCCACUUAGAGAGAUGCCAGUCAAGCAGUGCUUUACUGUACAAGGCGCUGCGAGUGCUCUAGUAUCGAAGCGCCUCUAUUUCUUAUUCGCCUCUACUGCGAGCGGUCUAUUAUAGAGGCGCAUCUAAACGAGAUGCCAGUCAAGCGGAGCUUAACCGCGGAAGUCGUUGCGCGUUGCGAAGCCACCGAGGCCCUCGGGUCGAGACGGGUCGUCGCCGCACGGCGCCGGCGGUGUGAGCCCCCGCACACUCAUCCUUCCCCGCUCGAAAGCGAGAUCGAACGUCGAACAUCGAACGUGGAACGUGGAGCGCGAUCCUUGUUGCGACCGCGUCGUCACUAGCUGGCCGAGCGGCCAUAAAUCGAGACGAUAUCAGCAGCUGUGAGAAUCAGUCUUCAACGUAGUAGCCUCUUCUAGAGGAAACCCCUCCCUGUUGUACCUCUACUGGUGCUGUAUCUGUAACUCUACUACCACUCUACCACUGUACCACCCUUCACUCUAGUGUGUUUGUAACUCUACCACUCUACCGCCCUUCCUGUCUUUCGCUGCAUCGUAGCCGUCCAUUGAACCGACUCAAGAUCAGGCUGGAAAAGAAGCCCGUUCCUUCCCCCUCGCCACGCGGCACAGCAGAAGCACUUGACAGCUGCACGCCAGCCGCUGUCCAACCGGCUGCUAACUUGCCGGCUGCCUGGCUGCUUACCUGCUUACCGGCUGAUUGACGAGCCCUGCCGGCUGCACGGGUGUUGGUGCAGUCUAGCUGCACAAGCCUCCGUUGAAGGAUGGAGCGUUCCAAGGCCGUGUUUCGCGUGUUCCUCAUCGCGCUCGUUGCUGCGAGCCUGCUACAGUUGUCGCUGGGAGCAAAAACCAUUAGCAGCACUGGUGGCAACAGUCCCUCUGAAACCAGAAGCACCAAUGGCAGCAACAGCGCCGACAGCAGCACCCGUGGCGACGCCGGCGGCAGCGACGGCAACAGCGGCAAGAGCAGCACCCGUGGCGACGCCGGUGGCAGCUGCAGCAACAGCGGCGACAACAGCACCCGUGGCGAUGCCGGCGGCAGCAGUGGCAACAGCGGCGACAGCAGCACCCGUGGCGACGCCGGCAGCAGCGGCGCCAACAGCGGCGACAGCCGCACCCAUGCCGGCGCCGGCGGCAACGGCGGAAACAGCGGCGACAGCAGCACCCGUGGCGACGCCGGCGGCAGCGGCAGCGGCGGCAACACCGGCAACAGCAGCACCCUUGCCGACGCCGGCAGCAACGGCGGUAACAGCGGCGACAGCAGCACCCGUGGCGGUGCCGGCGGCUACGGCGGCAACAGUGGCGACAGCAGCACCCGUGGCGACGCCAGCGGCAGCGGCGGCAACAGCGGUGACAGCAGCACCCUUGGCGACGCCGGUGGCAACAGCGUCAACAGCAGCACCCGUGGCGACGCCCGCAGCAGCGGCAGCAGCGGCAAUAGCGGGGACAGCAGCACCCGUGGCGACGCCGGCGGCAGCGGCAGCGGCGGCAACACCGGCAACAGCAGCACCCGUGGCGACGCCAGCGGCAGCGGCAGCGGCGGCAACACCAGCAUCAGCAGCACCCGUGGCGACGCCGGCAGCAACGGCGGUAACAGCGGCGACAGCAGCACCCGUGGCGACGCCGGCGGCAGCGGCGGCAACAGCGGCGACAGUAGCACCCGUGGCGACGCCAGCGGCAGCGGCGGAAACAGCGGCGACAGCAACACCCGUGGCGACGCCAGCAGCAGCGGCGCCAACAGUGGCGACAGCAGCACCCGAGGCGGCGCCGGCGGCAGCGGCGGCAACAGCACCCGUGGCGACGCCAGCGGCAGCGGCAGCGGCGGCAACACCAGCAACAGCAGCACCCGUGGCGACGCCGGCAGCAACGGCGGUAACAGCGGCGACAGCAGCACCCGUGGCGUGGCGACGCCGGCGGCAGCGGCGGCAACAGUGGCGACAGCAGCACCCAUGGCGUCGCCGGGGGCAGCGGCAGUGGCAGCAAUAGCGGCGACAGCAGCACCCGUGGCGACGCUGGCAGCAACGGCGGCAACAGCGGCGACAGCAGCACCCGUGGCGACGCCGGCGGCAGCGGCGGCAACAGCGGCGACAGCAGCACCCGUGGAGGUGCCGGCGGCUACGGCGGCAACAGUGGCGACAGCAACACCCGUGGCGACGCCAGCGGCAGCGGCGGCAACAACGGCGACAGCAGCACCCGUGGCGACGCCGGCGGCAACAGCGGCGACAGCAGCACCCGUGGCGACGCCGGCAGCAGCGGCGCCAACAGCGGCGACAGCCGCACCCGUGCCGGCGCCGGCGGCAACGGCGGAAACAGCGGCGACAGCAGCACCCGUGGCGACGCCGGCGGCAGCGGCAGCGGCGGCAACACCGGCAACAGCAGCACCCUUGCCGACGCCGGCAGCAACGGCGGUAACAGCGGCGACAGCAGCACCCGCGGCGGUGCCGGCGGCAACGGCGGCAACAGUGGCGACAGCAGCACCCGUGGCGAUGCCAGGGGCAGCGGCGGCAACAACGGCGACAGCAGCACCCGUGGCGACUCCGGCGGCAACAGCGGUGACAGCAGCACCCGUGGCGACGCCAGCGGCAGCGGCGGAAACAGCGGCGACAGCAGCACCCGUGGCGACGCCGGCGGCAGCGGCAGCCGCGGCAACAGCGGCGACAGCAGCACUCGUGGCGACGCCGGCGGCAACAGCGGCGACGGCAGCACCCGUGGCGAUGCUGGCGGCAGCGGCAGCGGCGACAGCAGCACCCGUGGCGACGCUGGCCGCAGCGGCGGCAACAGCGGUGAUAGCAGCACCCGUGGCAACGCCGGAGGCAGCGGCGGCAACACCGGCGACAGCAGCACCCGUGGCGAUGCCGGCGGCAGCGGCAACAGCGGCGACAGUAGCACCCGUGGCGACGCCGGCAACAACGGCGGCAACGGCGGGAAGGGCGACAACAGCACCCGCGGCGACGUCGGUGGCAAUGGUGGCAUGGGCGACAACAGCACCCGUGGCGACGUCGACGGCAAUGGCGGCAAGGGCGACAACAGCACCCGUGGCGACAACAGCACCCCUCCACCCCUAGUGCCGCUGCUGGUUGGCACAAGGGUGAAAAUCGACGGCCGCUCGUUCGCCUUCGCGACGCGCCGCUGCGUCGGCAUUUCUGCCAGGAGGGGUCGUGGGAAAAGGGUGCAGGUGGCGUGGAAGCAGGCGGGCAAGGCUUCUUGCAAGAAGAUCCAGUUCUUUGCUGGCCCGGGCUGCAAGGGGAAGGUGGUGGACACCCUCGCACAGGGCAGGGGGUCUAAGAAGAUGGCCAAGAAACUGAAGUCGAUGCGCUGUGUCGUUGAGGACGUUGCAAACGCAUAAUGCCAUCAACAGUCCAAGGAACGGAGGAUGGCACGGUGCACAAAGUAGUUUUUGAAUAGACGCAGAAAAGAGGCCUGAAUCAAGUCGUACUGUAUGUUGGACGGGAGAGGCGGGGACUGAGUCUGGAAGGAGCAGAGGAAUGAGAGUGGAGCAGUGGAGGGGGGGAGCAUGGGCCAUGCACUGUCUCUGAGAGUUCAAAUAAACAGUGUUACCAUGUUGGACGGAGAGGCGGUGACCGACUGAGUGAGGAAGGAGUAGAGGAAUGAGGGUGGUGCAGUGGAGGGAUGGAGCAUGGGCCAUGACUCCAUGCACCGUCCUUGAAUGGGACGCAAAGGGCGGCACGGUGCGGUGUGGUGCGGUGAGUGGAUGAAUAAGAAUGGAGGAAAUGGCUGGCUGACAGAGGAUCAAGGCAAGGCACGCCAUGUGGCAAGAUAUGCUAGCCCUUCUGGCACAAGGCAAGGCCCUUCUGUGUUUCUUUUCCUUUGCUGAUGGAGCAGUGAGUCAGCAACCCAUGGGGUGUUUCUGCUCACAGAAGCCCCCCCCAACCCAAACUGGCUGCUGCUCCUCUAAUAAAUCGAAGUGGAGUGGGAUCAUGCGAUGGGAUCGCAAUAAAUAAACACGGCGGCCCGUGCUCCUGCUGAUUCUGCUGAGCCUAUGUGCUGUAUCAUAGUGACCCACUCCGAUCUUGCUUCUGUAUUUUGAAUAAUGUGAGGCUUUUCAUUUGGGAACUGCUGUCGUGGCGCUGGGAUAACAUGAAUAUUUUUUUUGGAAUAAAAAAUUAACAGAUUG
Closterium sp. NIES-67 is the source of this 4521-nucleotide messenger RNA. The record is from the annotation of a GenBank genome assembly. Lineage: Eukaryota; Viridiplantae; Streptophyta; Zygnematophyceae; Desmidiales; Closteriaceae.